AUAGGAAAUGGCCACGCAAGCGAGCGGAAUGACAACAUUGCAUCCGAAGUCUCUCUACUCGUCCAAAUAUCGUUUAAUUUAAGCUUUUUAAAUCCGCUUUAAACAUGUCGGAUCUUUGUAAGUAUCCUUGACAUGCAGAAGUUACAGAAAAAAUAAAACAUUUGUCUCGCAGUGCUGUGAAAACAUGUUUCUGGUAGCUGUGAAAGCUAACCAGCAGCAGCAGCAGCAGCUAGCUAAGUUAGCAAAUGGCUGUUCGGUUGUGAUGUCUGUCACUGUGGAAAAUGACAAGAAGACGAGCAAAACAGUAAUGACGCUGCUAAUGAAACACUUGGCUAACAGCAUGUGACACACGAGCUCUCUGCUCACCAAAAAGUUGGUAUUAAAAGAUGCCCCGACUGGAAGAGUUGGCCAACGUUGCCCUCAGGGUGCCGAGCAUACUGGUGCUGGACCUGCUCUACAAAUGUGACAUUGAAGGUUUAACGGAGCACCUCAAGGCCAAAAAUGAAGACAUGCUCUUCAAAUACAAAUAUGUCAUCUGGAACAUGUACUACCUUGGUCAUCUGAUAAACGUGGUGGUGUUGGUUCUGCCAUUGAGACACAUUGUGACGCUCUACCUCCAUAUCCUCGCUGCCCUGCUUCUAUACAUGGGGCAUCAGAUUUCCAAGGAUUAUGUUCGUGAGGAGCUGCAGUACGGUUAUGAAGGAGCUGUGUACCUUGAUUCUCUGGCCUUCAACAGAUAUGUCUCUGCAAUGACUAGUCAGAUUAUUCUCAGCACGCUGUGUGCCUUCCUGAUGAAGACCAAAAAGGUGUGGUUGUUCUCUGCUCACAUGCUCCCUCUGCUGGCCAGACUCUGCGCUGCUCCUCAUGCCACGCUGUUGACUGUCAACACUUUCUCCAUGGGACUGACAGGAGCAGGAAUCACCGUGUUCCUCCUCUCACAUCUCUUUCUGCCAUAUCGCCUCGCAAAGGCUGCCUAUUCAGAGCUGCUUCAGCUGGAGGUGAUCGAACUGUACAGACUUCUGGCUGUGGGAGUCUCUCUGUGGAACCAGUUUGCCGUCCCAGUGCUCUUCAGUGUCUUUUGGUUAGUUCUGUUCGUCGUCCAGCUGUGCUCAGACACGAUGUAUGGCAACGCCUCAGCAGGCCAUCAGGGAAUCAUGUUCUUCCUGCUCACAAGUGUGUCUGAAUGUUGUGCCACCCCAUACUCUCUCCUGGGUUUGACCUUCGUGGUGUCCUAUCUCGCUCUUGGACUGCUCAACUUGUGCAAGUUCUACCUUGGAGGUUAUGUAGCUGUUCAGAAUGAGAACGUCAUGCACAGAGGUGUGACAGAGGGCGUCACGCUGCUCCUGCUGGCUCUUCAGACGGGACUGUUAGAUAUGCAGGCGCUGCAGCGCACCUUCCUCCUCAGCAUCAUCCUCUUCAUCGUGGUGACUUCAACCCUGCAGUCCAUGAUUGAAAUAACAGAUCCAGUUAUUCUGGCUCUGGGGGCAUCACGCAACAGGAGUCUGUGGAAACACUUUCGUGGCAUCAGCAUGUGUCUGCUUCUGCUGGUUUUCCCUGUGUUUAUGGCUUAUAAAAUCUCCCAGUUCUUCCACAUGGACUUCUGGCUCCUCAUACUGGUGUCUAGCUGCAUGCUGACCUCCCUUCAGGUUACAGGCACCAUGCUGAUCUACUCCCUCUUCAUGGUGGAGCUGUUUCGCAGUUACCCGAUUGAGAGCCUAGACGAAGUGAUCUACUGGGUGAACGCUGUCAGCAGGGUGCUGGAGUUUGUGGUGGCGCUCUGCGUGGUGACGUAUGGUACCUGGGAGUCACUGUUUGGGGAGUGGAGCUGGAUGGGCGCCUCCGUCAUCAUCAUCCACUCUUACUUCAACGUGUGGCUCAGAGCUCAGUCUGGCUGGAGGAGCUUCCUGCUCAGACAGGAAGCAGCUAAGAAGAUCAACUCCCUUCCCAGAGCCACAGCUCAACAGCUGCAGCAAUACAACGACGUCUGCUCCAUCUGCUUCCAGGAAAUGAGCUCUGCGGUGAUCACAUACUGCGGACAUUUCUUCCACGGCAAUUGUCUCAGAAAGUGGCUCUAUGUGCAGGAGACCUGCCCCAUGUGCCACCAAACAGUCCGACCCACCCCGCCAGGUGAGAACCUGGCUUCAGGCGACGCUCCGGCAGCUCCAACUCAGAGAGACACGGGGCCAGAUCCGGCUGCACAAGAGGGAGAUCAGAACCAGGACAACGGCACGUCCCAGGAGACACAGAGCAAUGCUGUAACUCCUGAUCCCACCGAGCAGCAGGAGCAGACGGAAAGCUUUGAGGAUGGACAUUGUGGGACAGAAGUUAAAGAGCAACCAGCUGAACCUUACAGGGAAGCUGUCCAAGGUCUUCGUUUCAGCUCCAAUGGAGACUUUGUUGGAUUUGUCAGUCCAGUGUCAAGCUGCUCUUCAGGGGGCAUUUCUAGUUCCCAUGUGCUGCUGAGUAAAACUUUUCCUCCUCCUAACAUGCACAGCCAAGGUGAGGAGAGUGACAAGGACUCCCCACUGCCAUUGACUCCUAAUGCUGUAAAUGAGAACAUGGUGGAGUGCCAAUCUGACUCUAAAGGAGCAGAAGUUGAAGUUACUUCCUGUCCUAGAACGCCACAAAACGGUGAUGACAGCUGUGAUGGGACACCUAAAUCAUGUAACAGCCUUGAUUCACCGGGAUCAUUAAACAAUGCUGAUAAAAUUCUUGUGGCAUCUGCUACGAGCUUUGAUGACAGCCAAACUAUGUCAAAUCAUGUAACUGAGAACUCUUAGACUGCAUUGACGAUCCUCAAAGUAAAAACGGUAACAGCAAAUAUUCAGACAUGGACCUGGACAGACUCAGAGAGGCUGAAACUGUCCCACAGACCCCCUAGCUGCCCUCCUCAGAUGCCACCUUCUCUGCCCUGCAUCAGUGCCUUGAAGUGUGAAAAGGGGCGAUUCUCAAUAAUAGGGAAUUAAACACAUUUGCCUUCUCUCUGUGAACCAAUAGGGAGGAAAUUGUUUGUUUUACCACACAGUGUGCUUCAGUUGAGCAAAUAACAUGCAUAUAGAUUGAAUAUAGAGACUAAAUUGUGUUGGGUUAAAAUAUUACACUUAUUGUACAAAUGUAAAGAAGUUGUUUGAAGAAAUCUAAUUCAUAGAAAUGAAAAGCAAGUAUCUUACAUCAAUAUUUACCAAAUUCUAGCAGGUUACAAGUAAAGAUGUUAGAGAAAUUAAAUGGGAUUUCAUUUAUUUUUAUUUAUAUGUAAUUUUUUCCGAUGUCCUUUUAGUUCUCAUCCAUUGCAUUUUUGUGAAAGCAAUGUGGCAAAAGGAAAAGCUUCAGCAAUCAGCCUUUGUUAAUAAUGAAUCAGCCUUUUGUACUGCAAAGGUUCUCUGUCUCCCAGUAUUAAAUACUGCUGUGAACAUUAUUUCUAUAUUAAUAAAAUCAUGACAGGUG
Molecule: messenger RNA, 3444 nt
Organism: Micropterus dolomieu (smallmouth bass)
Lineage: Eukaryota; Metazoa; Chordata; Actinopteri; Centrarchiformes; Centrarchidae
Product: RING finger protein 145
Exons: 11
Coding region: 387-2780 (797 amino acids)
Cellular component (GO): endomembrane system; endoplasmic reticulum
Molecular function (GO): ubiquitin protein ligase activity; zinc ion binding
Source: RefSeq, a predicted model, not a curated record